Oncorhynchus keta (chum salmon) is the source of this 10058-nucleotide messenger RNA. Its product is annotated as tau-tubulin kinase 1-like. NCBI's taxonomy places the organism in Eukaryota, Metazoa, Chordata, Actinopteri, Salmoniformes, Salmonidae. The transcript has 15 exons. The record is from RefSeq and is a predicted model, not a curated record. The coding region runs from base 914 to 5563 and encodes 1549 amino acids. Gene Ontology annotation, cellular component: cytoplasm; nucleus. Gene Ontology annotation, molecular function: protein serine/threonine kinase activity; ATP binding. Gene Ontology annotation, biological process: peptidyl-serine phosphorylation; peptidyl-tyrosine phosphorylation; signal transduction.
GGUUCCUUUGCGUGGGCUUUCCCGAUUGUAAACGACAUUUCCCGUAGUGCCACUUGCGUCCAUCCCAUGCAGUGGAAUGUUGAAUCGCGGUUGAAAUUUGUGAUAUUGGUCAAUUAGGUGAUUCCCGAAAUAUUUGUUUAGGGGCAGAGUAAAGCUACACAACAUACCCAUUGGACCAAGGGCGCAGUGCAAUGGUGAAUGUGUGCAAUGGUGAAUUCUUGGAAAACGUCAAGCCUACUCUGGAUGGACUGUGCGCCGCCUGACGCUCGAGCCUACCCGUUGAGGGAGCACUGAAACUGCAGUGCGGAGAAAAUGUAACAGUAGGAGGAGAAUGAUAGUAGAGCUUCUGUGCCCGGGGACUGCUGUUAGUUGCGAUGAAGAGGUUGUGCCUUGUGGAGUUAUAUCUAAGGAAAGCAUAUUAGAAACCGAACGAGUCCCUCCCCGUUGUAGCAGUAAGGUGGGAGCGCAAAUGGCAAUGCAUAGGCCCAACCUCAGAUAAGUGCAGUGGGCUACUGAAAUGGUAGGCUACACCCUUGUUUUACAUUUUAGUCGUUUAGCAGACGCUGUUAUCCAGAUCGACCUACAGCAGUGAGUGAAUCCAUACAUUUUCGGGAAUCGAAACCACAAUUAUCACAAUCGUUACAAUUGACCGCUGUCAUUUUUUAAAUGUAUUUUUUUAGAUUUUGGUUAGUUACAGAUUUUGAAGAAUAUAAAGACAUGACUCAAAUAUAUGCCUACUAAAAGGGUUUCGCCAAAUCUGGGUGUGUGGUAUUGUAGUUGUUCAAUCCAAAAUCCCCAUUGCAGGUUGCUAAAACCUGGGAGAAGAAAAGGGAGAUCAAUUUUUCAAAAAAAUGUCUGCCAGGUAAAUGGCUGAAUCGAGUUGGGAGCUACUGUGCCUCUGUCUGGCCGACCAAUGCAGUGUGUAGGGACGGUCGCCCAGCCCGACGAAAACAUGAACGGAGCGGGGGAGCAGGUGGACAUCCUGUCUCCCAACUGCAUGGUAAAGGACCGAUGGAAAGUGCUGAAGAAGAUUGGUGGGGGAGGUUUUGGUGAGAUCUAUGAAGCAUUGGACCUGCUGACCAGGGAGAAUGUGGCUCUGAAGGUAGAGUCAGCCCAGCAGCCUAAACAGGUUCUCAAGAUGGAGGUGGCCGUCCUCAAGAAACUGCAAGGAAAAAAUCAUGUAUGUAAAUUCAUCGGAUGUGGAAGGAACGAGAAGUUUAACUAUGUGGUCAUGCAACUUCAGCAGGGGAGAAACCUAGCAGACCUGAGGAGGAGUCAGCCUCGCGGCACCUUCACCAUGAGCACCACGCUACGCCUGGGCAAACAGAUUCUGGAGUCCAUAGAGGCCAUCCACUCUGUGGGCUUCCUGCACAGAGACAUCAAGCCUUCUAACUUUGCUAUGGGUCGACUCCCCUCCACCUAUAGAAAGUGCUUCAUGUUAGACUUUGGCCUGGCUCGCCAGUACACCAACACUACCGGAGAGGUUCGACCGCCCAGAACUGUGGCGGGAUUUCGGGGAACUGUUCGUUAUGCGUCAGUAAAUGCUCAUAAAAACAAAGAAAUGGGUCGUCAUGACGAUCUAUGGUCGCUAUUUUACAUGUUGGUAGAGUUUGCAGUCGGUCAGUUACCAUGGAGAAAAAUUAAAGAUAAGGAGCAAGUGGGUCAGAUUAAAGAGCGCUACGACCACAGAAUGCUGCUCAAACACAUGCCUUCUGAGUUUUACAUCUUCCUGGAUCAUGUUUUAGGCCUUGACUACUUCACCAAACCAGAUUACCAGUUGCUGAUGUCGGUCUUUGAGAACAGUAUGAAGGAACAUAUCAUCACAGAGAACGAGCCUUUUGAUUGGGAGAAGGGAGGGACGGAUGGAGUGCCUCUGUCCACCAGCACGUCAACGCCCCCUCAACAGAACACACGACAGACUCCCGCCGUGAUCGGGGUGGUGAACGUGACUCUGGUUCCUGGGGAGCUGCCGAGGGAGAACACAGAUGAUGUUCUACAAGACGAGCACCUGAGUGACCAGGAGAACGCUCCACCUGCAGUACCCAGCAGGCCUUGCGAGAGGACACCUCCCCAGAUGGAAGCCGAGGCGUGGAACGAAACCGACUUAAACCGCAACCAACUCAGAAUCAGCAUCAGCAAGGGGAAGUUGGCUGCGGAGGAAGAGGAGCCUGCUAGAGGGACGUGUCCUGAUGCCCUCGUGGGUGGAGCUCCCCCAGAAAUGACUGGUGUUCAGGUCUGCGCUCUGCGGUACCGGAGGAUCAACAGCCCAGAGUCAGACCGUCUGUCCGCCGCAGACGGGAGACCAGACAUCUACGACAAACGAGGGUCUCGUAUGGACAUCCUGGGAUCCCCGUCCCGCCACGUGCAGUCCUCCCAGCCAGCCCAGAUGCACUCCCUGGAGGGAGGAGGUGGGGACCGGCAGGGUGGCAGUGGUAGACCAGGUCAAGAGGUCUCCGUAGCCUCUGUGGCCGACCCCGAGGCCCACAGUAACGCGUUCAUCCGGUCUGUACCACUCGCCGAGGAGGAAGACUUUGACAGCAAGGAGUGGGUGAUCAUCGACAAGGAGACUGAGCUCCAGGACUUCCUGGGUCUCCUGGGCCCAGGGGCUGAGCCCACCACCUCGGGGCCCACCACCGACGAGGAGCCUGAGGAGCUGAGGCCCCUAGACGAAAUGGAGGAGUGGAGGAGGUUACGGGGAGCUGGAGGUGGAGAGGUGGUGGUGAGGCCAAAGAUGCGUGCAGGAGGCAUUGGGGCGCAGCCAGAAGGGGAGGGGUCUAAUGGGGCCAGUCCUGGGUACCCAGGUUAUCACACUCUGCCUCAUAGCCGUGGACACAGACCACGGCCACAGUCGGAGUACUUUGGAGCUCACGGACAGGCCCUGGAGCAGAUCAGCCCAUACCAGGGUGGCAGUGGGGAGGACCUCAACUUCCAGGGUGUAGAGAGAGAGAGGCCUAAACUACCCACGCUGGCCCAGCAUCGCUUUCGACGGGUGGACUUCCUCUCUGCCAUUCUCACCGGCACCGCCACCCUUCCACCACUCCAAACCUCCUUUGAGGUUGAUUCCAGAACAUGUGUUGAGCAAGAUCAGGAUGGGAAUGUGGAUGCUGCUGAGGUCGGGGCUGGGGCUGAGGCUGGGGCAGUGUCCAGUGGGGAUGGGAGCCCCAAGAGCAGCGAGCACAGCCAAGAGGGUGAUGAUGGAGCUCCCUCUACUCUCCUUGCAGACGAGCCUCCUCGGGAAUACCCUCGCCGGGCCUCUUCAGGAGUGGGGUUUGGUGGUGAUCCGGACCUGGAGCUGGAGGAAGGCUCCAAGACCCUGGUGCUCUUCUCCCCUGGAGACGUGAGGAGGUCCCUUGCCGUGGUGGGUGAUCUGCCCCCGGACGAUGCCGGGAGUCACCAGGGGACGCUGGCAGCCAUCACACCCCAGUGCGAGAGAGCUCUGGGACCUCUGGGAAGCCUGCUGGACGUGUCUGAGCCAGAUACUUUGUUCUCACAGUUGAAGACCGAGCCCAAACCGCCUUCGACGGCCAUCUCCACCAUCCUGGUCAAUGUGGCGCCCAAUGUUGUUACUCCCACCAGCACCUCCCCUCCUUUCACCAAAGUAGAGCGGACAUUCGUACACAUUGCCGAGACUACCCACCAUAAUGUGAUGAGCUCCUCAGGGACUCUGCAGCUCAGGCUGCUGCUCCCUGGGCUGGUUGAGGAGCCCACAGACGAACAGGAGAACCACUCGGAGGAAGAGAAAGAGCAGGAUGUCUUGGAUGGAGAGAAAGAGAGGAGCAGGGAGAGCAGAUCCGAUGUGGACCGUUCAGACUUUGAGAAGGAGAGGGAAAGUGGAUCUGAGGGCAAGGUUCCAAACAGAGACAGUGAAGAGGGGAGGGAGAGUGGAUCUGAGGGCAAGGAUUCAAACAGAGACAGUGAAGAGGGGAGGGAGAGUGGAUCUGAGGGCAAGGUUCCAAACGGAGACAGUGAAGAGGGGAGGGAGAGUGGAUCUGAGGCCAAGGUUCCAAACGGAGACAGUGAAGAGGGGAGGGAGAGUGGAUCUGAGGCCAAGGUUCCAAACAGAGACAGUGAAGAGGGGAGGGAGAGUGGAUCUGAAGGGGAGUUCCAAAAGACAUACGACGUACAGAGGAGGGAGAGUGGAUCAGAAAGCAACGUCUUUGAGAAAGACGAGGAAGGGGACGAAGUGAGCAGGUUUGAGGAGGAGGAAGAGGAGAAGAGAGAGAGUAGGUCCAAGGAGGAAGAUCCUGCGAGAGAAAUCCCAGGUUCCCCAGAGAGAGACAACAAGGCUAAGGAGGAGGAAAAGGAUGUUGCAAAGAGAGAGGUUGAGGAGUUAAUCCCCCCAGAAAAAGAGAUGGAAGAAGAGCCGGAACUUGGGGACGAAGUCCAGCCAGCGAUCCAGUCAAACCUCUCCUCUCCCAUUCUUGGUGCCCCAGAAGAACCUGAAGCCCAGGAUAUCCUGGCCAUUUCAAUAGAAACCAAGUUAGAGUCUGAAACAGAGGACACCCCUAUUGUCGUUUCGCCUGAGAUGGAGCCUGCCCAUGUGAUGUUAGCAGAGAAGGAGAGCCAGAUCCAUCUCGAACAAAACAAUGAGGCUUCUCCACAGGAGGAAACCAAGGACCCUGGUGAUCCAGAAAAAUUGGCAGAGGCCAGCAAACAGACCAGGCCUCAGAAAAUGAGCAGAAUCCCGGUUCUCUCUCGGUCUGAGGAGGACACCAGCUCGGACCAGGACCAGUCGGCGGCGUCCCAGUCAUUCAAGUCUCGUCAGAGGGCCAAGCGACCUCACCUAGCCCGGCUGGUCAUGGAAAGGAGGCAAGGUCGCAUGCUAAGACUGGCUUCUGUUUCCUCUGCGUCCUCUGCGGAUGAUGGCUGUAAAAUUCCAGCAGAGAUCCAGUCAGAGGAAGAUACCCAUGAUGAGGACAAGUAUCUGCCCAGGAAGGAGAGGGGAAUUUGGGGGGAGAGGAGUGAGGGGCGUCAAAGGAGCAGAAUACCCCGUCCUGUCACGGCUGUUAAGCUACAGGGAUCCUCUGUUACACCAUUUCAUGCUGUCUCCCAAACUGGCCCCAGUGCUAAUCUCCACAAACCCCAACUUUCAACUAUAUAUGCUAGGCAUCAAUCUCACAAAACUAGGACCCCAAGAAUAAAUGUUCCACUGCACCAGAGGUCCCAGACUCUGCAGUCCCGACCCGGACCCGGGACGAACUCCUCCUUCUUAUUCUCCACCCCCCAGACCCCCCUGCGUGGGGUCAUCUCCCGAACCCCUCUCUCUGCAUGCCCCUCCCCCCGUAGCCUCAGCACCUCCCCCUGUUGCUACUCCACUUCCCGGACCGACAGCCCCUCCCCUCAGCGCCCACGCCGGGGGGCUGCAGUUACAGAAGUCCGGAGGCAGCUCAUAUCCGUGCGGGCGCAGACUGCACUUCCGCUAAAACCCAGACCGCCUCAAACCGAUGAUUCCUCAGCCCCUGGGACGCCCAGGAGGCGAGGCAAACUUUACCUGUUGUCAUCUACAUCCACACCCACCAAGGGGAAGUCAGAUGCUUCUGAGAGCAAGACAACCACCAGAUAAUAUAGCCUAGCUUAGUGUAUCAGGGCUAUCUAUCCACCAGACCACCCACACUGCACUUCACACACCCCUUUAUCUACUGUAUGUCAGACUAACUCCAUGACCUCAAACGUGUUUGUGCAAAAACACUAUGUUUCAACUCUCAGCUUAAGAUAACAAAGAAGGGUCUGCUUCUAAUCACAGUUAAGGCCAAGAACAAAACCAGUAAUAGAGAGCACCAGGCAGCGGUGAGACCCCCAAUGCCACAGACUAGGGAAGUGGGUGUGACCCCCAAUGCCACAGACUAGGGAAGUGGGUGUGACCAUGGGUGUGACCCCCCAAUGCCACAGACUAGGGAAGUGGGUGUGACCCCCAAUGCCACAGACUAGGGAAGUGGGUGUGACCCCCAAUGCCACAGACUAGGGAAGUGGGUGUGACCCCCAAUGCCACAGACUAGGGAAGUGGGUGUGACCCCCAAUGCCACAGACUAGGGAAGUGGGUGUGACCCCCAAUGCCACAGACUAGGGAAGUGGGUGUGACCCCCCAAUGCCACAGACUAGGGAAGUGGGUGUGACGCCACAGAAUAGGGAAGUGGGUGUGACCCCCAACGCCACAGACUAGGGAAGUAGGUGUGACCCCCAAUGACACAGACUAGGGAAAUGGAUGUGACCCCCCAAUGCCACAGACUAGGGAAGUGGGUGUGACCCCCAACGCCACAGACUAGGGAAGUAGGUGUGAUCCCCAAUGCCACAGACUAGGGAAGUGGGUGUGACCCCCCAAUGCCACAGACUAGGGAAGUGGGUGUGACCCCCAAUGCCACAGACUAGGGAAGUGGGUGUGACCCCCAAUGCCACAGACUAGGGAAGUGGGUGUGACCCCCAAUGCCACAGACUAUGGAAGUGGGUGUUCGUUACCUCCUUCUGCAGCUGAGGCCUCCCUGCACCUGUCUGGGAACUUGUUCCUUAGCAGGGUUCGAAUUACACAUUGACUCUUGGGGCUCUGCACGAUGAUGGUGCCCAAUGUCCAUAUCGAUUGUGCGGUGCCUGAUUUGUUAUGGGGUUCCACUAGCCUCCCCAGCCCCCCUGUGAUUCUGACUCAGUACAGCAGCCCUCGUAUGCCUUAAUAAGACCUGUUCUAAGAUCAGUUCUUGUCUACUCCUCCCAUCACUAACGCUUCCAGGGAAGAAAAAAAACUGCAACAGCAGAGCAGCAGCCUCCUCUGUUCUCACUUACUAGUUUGCUUAAAGAAGUGCUUUAAAUGAAAAUGAUUACGUGGGAUAUGAAAAUAAUAUAUAGCUAAAUUAUAGGAUGAACGUUAUUUAGGUCAGACCACGGAUAGUAGUUUAGGUAACACUUGACGUUCCUUCUUAUGAAGAGUUCUGAACUGUUAUAUUGCGUUAUAAGCGUUCAUAGCACCUUAUAGAUGUCAUGGAGCAUUAUGAAACUACAAUAAAGCAAUAAGGUACCAGAGACUGUUAUAUAUUAUGAAUAUCUCUCUCAUGCCUUAUUACUUGAUUGUCAAGUUUCACAAUGCUCAAUGACUGCAUCUAUGAGAUUCUAUUAAGGUUUUUAAAGCAUUAUAACACUUUACAAGGUGCUUUGAGUAAAGUUACCGUCAUGUAGAUAAUAAUCAGGGACUGGUAAAUCUGCAUUUUGGAAUGAAAACCUGUGCCCGACCUACUGUAUGAUAACCUCCAUAGAGUAGUAUACAGUCUCAUAAAGCCCUAUGAAGGUGUUCAUUAGCCAAUAUCACACUUCGCCAGGAGCUGCUUCAAGUGCUGCUAAAUGUUUCAUGCAGUAGGCCAAUAUCUCUGUUUGAAAUAAGGGUGACGCUUUAAAUUAAGGUACCUUUAUUGUGAAGUGUUACCGAAAUAAGUGUCAUUAUUCCUCUGUCUUUUUCAUUGAGAUAGAAAAGGAUUUUGAAGGAAUCGAAAUGAAUGCAUAAAGUCGAUGUACUUGUGGCUUUGUAAUGGUCAGCAUGUGUUCUUGUCUACGUUCUUGAAACGGUUCACCAGAUAUGAUCAUGAGUGGCUUUUAUUUUGGAGGAGUUAAUUAGAUGUACCUACAGAGUCCCAAAUGGCUCUUUAUUCCCAAUUUAGUGCACUACUUUUGACCAGAGCCCAUAGGGAGUAGGUUUCCAUUUGAGGCUCAUAUUAAAUCAGAAACACAUUUAAAGAUAGAUACUGUGGAAUGUGUCCAAAUGAACAUGAUUUAUGUUAUUGUUGUAUUAGGGAGUGUACUUUAUUUAUAAUGAGGGAUACCUGGAGGAAAUCAGACCUCUCUGAAAAGAAAAUGGAUGGCCCUCCCUUCAGUAAAAAAUAUUGCACACUUGAAAAAACACUAGUGACCUUCCCCUAUACCCAAAAUAAUAAUUCAAACAAAGUGGAUAGCAGACAACAUGCCUAAUGUUUACCCUCACUCGUAGGACAGAUAGCCUUAGAUAUGCAGUUUUAGAAACUGUAAGCAUUACAUGAAACCGUUUCGUAAGCAUUACAUGGCUAAGUAGCAAGGGCGGUGGGCCAGAAGGUUGUGGAUUCGCAGACCACUGUGGACAAGAGUAGUGGUGAAAAGCUCUGCUUUAUAAUAAAAGCACUGCAUGAAUCUAUCAUCUUAUUUGCAGUUCUGAGAAAAAAAUAGCCUUUUAUCAACUCAGAAGCAGAAUUUCGUCUAAUACCUCAACAGUGCAUGACAACGAAUGAGCGCAUGCUGCAGCACAGGAGACGCUUUGAUUUCUAUACGCUAUUGUUAAAAAAAGAGGAUCGUCUUCAGUUUGGAACAGUGCUAAAGUUGUCUAUCAACUGUAAACAUGUAGAACAACCAAACCAGUUAUGACUGAGUAUCUGAUCAUCAAUGAAUUAGAGAAAAAUGCAUUUGUUUUUUAACACAGCAGCUGCAGAUCAUCAGGUAGGCCUAUAUGCACUUGCAACUUUUUUCAAUUGUGAAACUAUCAUUUUCUAAUUCAUUCUAUUUUAUUCCGUUACAUUCCUGUUACAAAAUAGACAUGCAUAGCUCACCGCAUGAUCCUCAAACCAAAGACGGGCCAAACUCAUGUUUCUAAAAGACAAUUAAUUCAAAGGCACUGUAGAAUGACAGUGUAGCCCAAUUAGGAUUUUUUUGUUUCAUUGAUAUUUCAUUCUAAGUAAUUAUUUUAAACAGCCUUAAUGAAAAAUGUAUAGGCAUUUUGUUAAAGUGCUGUUGUUGAUGUGCUGUUGAAAUGCUGAGCACUACUGCCUGCCUGUAGCUUGUCACAAAUCCUUCACAAUGUAUUUCUUAAAUAGCAGACUAGACCCUUAUACAGACACCCAGGUGAAAACCCCAAACAGUAAGCAAUGCAGAUGUAAAAGCACGGUAGCUAGGAAAAACUCCUUAUAAAGACUGGAACCUAUGAAGAAACCUAGAGAGGAAUCAGGCUCUGAGGGGUGGUCAGUCCUCUACUGGCCGUGUCGGGUGGAGAUUAUAAGAGUACAUGGCCAUUAAGGCCAGAUCGUUCUUCAAGAUUCUCAAACGUCCAUAGAUGACCAGCAGAGUCAAAUAAUAAUCACAGUGUUUAUAGAGGUUGCAACAGGUCAGCACCUCAGGGGUAAAUGUCAGUUUGCUUUUCAUAACUGAGCAUUCAGAGGUUGAGACAGCAGGUGUGGUAUAGAGAGAAGGGGACGGAGAGAGAGUGCGAGGGAGCAUGUCCAGUGAACGGGUCAGGAUUCCAUAGCCGCAGGCAGAUCAGCAAUAAUUGAACAGUAGCAUGACCAGGUGGACUUGGGAGGGAGAACAGCCAAGAGUUGUCAGGCCAAGUAGUCCUGAGUCAUGGUCCAAGGGCUCAGGUCCUCCUGGAGGGGAGAGAGAGUGCAAGUGAGAGAUUGGAGAAUUAGAGGGCGCAUACUUAAGAUGACACAGGACAUCAGAUAAGACAUGAUAAUUACACCAAAUAGGACAGACUGACCCUAUCCCCCCGGCACAUAGACUAUUGCGGCAUAAAUACCGGAGACUGACACAGGGGGGGUCGGGGGACACAGUGGCCCCGUCCAACGAUACCCCCGAACAGGGUCAACUAGGCAGGAUAUAACCCCACCUAUUUUGCCAAAGCACAGCCCCCACACCACCACAGGGAUAUCAACAGACCACCAACAUACUACCCUGAGACAAGGUGGAUCUCCCCUACCGCACAAUCCCGAGGGGGUGCAAAACCGGACAGGAAGAUCACGUCAAUCACUCAACCCACUCAAGUCGAGUAUAGCGGGAAUAAAGCCUGGCACGACAUGAUGCACCCCUCCUAGGGACGGGAUGGGAGAGCACUAACAAUCCAGUAGCUCAGCCCCCAUAAUAAGGACAGAGGCAGAGAAACUCGGUGGAGAGAGGGGAGCCAGCUAGUCAGAGACAGCAUAUGGGUGGUAUGUCACUCCAGAGCCUUGCCGUUCACCGUCGCACCCCUCUGCCAGAAUACACUUAAUCAUAGGGCCUACUGAAGAGAUGAGUCUUCAGUAAAGACUUAACCAGAAGGGGACUAGGGUUCCAAUUUGGGAACA